Anisakis simplex (herring worm) is the source of this 267-nucleotide messenger RNA. NCBI's taxonomy places the organism in Eukaryota, Metazoa, Nematoda, Chromadorea, Rhabditida, Anisakidae. The record is from the annotation of a GenBank genome assembly.
UGUGUUGAUGCACUGUUGGAUGAAUCACGAGAAGAGGGUCAUGCGAAUAAUGCGUUUGCUCUUGUUCGACCACCAGGUCAUCAUGCCACCCCAUCGCAAGCGGCCGGUUUUUGUAUCUUCAACAAUGUGGCAAUAGCAGCGAAAUACGCCAUGGACAAAUAUGGUUUACAAAGAGUUUUAAUCGUAGACUGGGAUGUACAUCAUGGUAACGGAAUUCAGGACGCCUUCUAUUAUGUAAGUUUUGUGGAAAUGGUUUUACUUAACUAA